This is a messenger RNA of Caretta caretta (loggerhead turtle), 2155 nucleotides long. It is a transcript of the gene SLA2, whose product is annotated as Src like adaptor 2. The record is from RefSeq and is a predicted model, not a curated record. NCBI's taxonomy places the organism in Eukaryota, Metazoa, Chordata, Testudines, Cheloniidae. Gene Ontology annotation, molecular function: protein binding.
UUGCGCACAUCACAGGAAAUGUGGUCGGGUCGCCCACCUCACACUCAUGCUCAGCAAUAAGCUACGCAGAAGUUUCUAGUACCAGAGGACAGCGGCACCUAGGAGAGCGACACAGGCUUGCUGCCAGGGGGGUUCUGAACAGCAUAAUCCAGCAGCUGGGAGAGCCUGCAGUGGUGGGCUCAGAGGAAUCCUAGUGCCUCCCUGUGUGCAGCUGGAUUUUGCCCAGCACUGGAGUGACUCCUGCCCUAGGCAGCCUGCCGUAGCAGGAGGGGCGCCACUGCAGACUCAGCACAGCAUCUGCCAAGCUCUGAGGAGCCCCGUCGCGUCUUCGUUGAGAUGAGAGUCAACUUUCUCUCCCUGCUGCAGAAGGUCAGAGCUGUUUGCUGAGGCCCCGCUGGUGCCCGGGAGUGAUGGGAAGUUUGCCCAGCAGGACGAAGCAGCUUGUCAUUCAGUCCAGCCCAGCUGCUGCCAUGCAGACCACUGCCCCCGUGCAGACAGGUCUGAACAGCUACGUGGCAGUUGCCUUGUGCUCUUUCCCCGCGGGUGGGGUGGAGACCAUCCUGAGACCAGGAGAGCAGCUGAACGUCCUCUCUGAGGAUGGGGAAUGGUGGAACGUGGUGUCGCUAGCCACCGGCAAGGAGUGUUCAGUCCCCAGCAGCCACGUGGCGAAGGUGUGGCACAGGUGGCUGUACGAGGGUGUUAGCCGGGAGAAAGCUGAGGAGCUGCUGCUUCUGCCGUGCAACCGCAGCGGUUCCUUUCUGAUCCGAGAGAGCCAGACCAGGCAAGGCUGCUACUCCUUGUCGGUCAGGCACACCAACCACUCCUCCUGGGACUCUGUCAAACACUAUCGCAUCAACCGCCUGGAGAACAGCUGGCUCUACAUCGCCCCACGCCUCACCUUCCCCAGCCUGCAGGCGCUGGUGGACUAUUACUCUGAAAUCGGGGAUGGGUUGUGCUGCCUCCUCAAGGAGCCGUGCUUCACCCAAGGAGCCGUGCGAGCCCCAGCCCAGGACCUGGCGCCGCCUGUGGUCAUCAAGAAAUCGGCUCUCAACUGGCAGGAGCUCGACAGCUCGGCCCUGUUAUCGGAGGCUCCGCCCACAGAGGGGGAGUCCCCAGUCAGCCUGGGCCUGCGGGAAGCCAUCAGCUCCUACCUCUUUCUGACGGAAGAGCUGCCCCCGGAGAAGGGCAGUCUGUGGAAGAGCACCUGAGGGUGCCGUACCCAGCACAUGGCACCAGGGUCUGCGGGGCUGCAGUCUCAGCCACCCAAGCUGCUUCCCCUGCCCCUGGACUUUCACCCCACACGCACCAUAUAAAUUAUUUCCCUGCUGCAAAGUAAUUUAUUGCAGCAGCGCUGCUCUGAGCUGUCCCCCCGGCUGGCCUUGUCUCAUGCUUCCACCCAGCUGGGUGGCUGGUUGGGUGGGGAGGUCCUGGUGCUUUGGGUCUGACUCGGGCCCAGCUGGGCCUGGAUCCACUGCUCGCCACAAGGAACCUAGCACCUGCUGCUCAGGGUCACUCUCUCACCUCCAGUGCUGGCGGCUUUGGCCGAGUAAGCUGCUGCCUGGAAAUCCCAGCCCGCAGGCAGCCUCUGAGGGCAUCUUACCGGGCCCAGCACCCUGGGUCUAGUGGCCAGAUGGAAAGGACUUGCUCGGAAGAGGAGUUUUUGGUGAAUUAUAAUGCACAGAGGCCCUGUUAUGUGCUGUGUGUAAGAGAGUUCGAUGCCAGUGAAGGUGACGGACUGGCCCUGCCUAACACUGAAUAUAACAGACAGCGAUGGGCCAGAAUCAGCCUGCUCCACUCAGUCCUGACCUGCAUGGUCCAUCCACAGCUCUGCCGACUCUGGACUCACGGGCCCUCCGAGCAUCAGCAAGGGCUAGGGUUUGCACAGAGAGCUGGGGCCAUCGCCAACUGCACGCUCCCGUGUGUCUGAUGUCAGCCUGUCGUCUUGCGUCUGCAGCAGCGAAAGACACGUCUCUCUCCACACCUGGUGCAGAGACAAGCUCCCCUAAGCCCUAAAGCCAGGCCCUGCAGCCCUGGAAGACGCUGGCCCGGCCCAAACAGUUCAGAAACUAAAGGUGCCAUGAGCCGGAGGCCAGGAAAUGGCCCCCAACUACGGGGCUGUCUCUGUCAACUGAAAUAAAAUGCAAAUAUUGAAUAA